GCCAAGAUGGCGGACUAAGCGGCGUGGCUUUCCGGAGAAGUUUCACAUUUACGAUCUUAUAGAUUCAAAAAUAGCAUAAAAUACCUCAAAUAUUCGCCUUUUCUUAAGCCCACCAAACGUGCAUUGAGUGUGGAGCGAUGGCGUGUUAUCUGAAGUGAAGAUUGAAGACGUGAUAGAAGAUGGACGACUACUGCUAUGCUAAGAUGGCGACGUCCGGUAAAAGAGAACAUGAAAGAGAAUCAGCGCCACCAACGGAGAACAAUCUGAAAAGCGAAGAUGAAGACGUCCGGCAGCUGAUCGGUAAUCUAGAAGAAGUUUCCCCUCAGUUAGGGGGGAGCUCCACUUUGAAGCAGGAGACUCCACAACCACCCUGCAUUAAAAAGGAAGAGGAGGAACUCUGCAUCACUCAGGAGGGAGAGUGUCUUCUAGGACGAGAGGAAGCUGAUUACACCAAGUUUCCACUGAGUAUUCUCUCUGUGAAGACUGAAGAUGAAGAAGAGAAACCACAAGACGAAGACGAGGUUGAAGAACCUUUGAGCAGUGAUAAAGACUGUGAAGACGUCCAGCAGCUGAUCGAUAAUCCAGAAGAAGUUUCUCCUCAGUUAGGGGGGAGCUCCACUUUGAAGCAGGAGACUCCACAACCACCCUGCAUUAAAAAGGAAGAGGAGGAACUCUGCAUCACUCAGGAGGGAGAGUGUCUUCUAGGACGAGAGGAAGCUGAUUACACCAAGUUUCCACUGAGCAUUCUCUCUGUGAAGACUGAAGAUGAUGAAGAGAAACCACAAGCAGACAACCUCUUAGCUCCACUAUCAGAUAGUGAGGCUGAAGACGAGGUUGAAGAACCUUUGAGCAGCGAUAAAGACUGUGAAGGUGAUAUGAGGACUCACACUGACAACAAACACUCUGAAUACUCUACAAAGAAGAGACGUAAAAAAUGUUUGAGCUGUUCAGUUUGUGCUGAAAGUUUUACUAAAAAGAGCCAUUUGACUCAACACAUGAGAACACACACAGGUGAAAAACCUUUUAAUUGUUCAGUUUGUGGAAAAAACUUUUAUCAAAAUAGCUUGUUGAGUCGACACAUGAGAACACACACAGGUGAAAAACCAUUUAAUUGUUCAGUUUGUGGCAAAGGCUUUUCUCAAAAAAGCUUUUCGAGUCGACACAUGAGAACACACACAGGUGAAAAACCAUUUAAUUGUUCAGUUUGUGGUAAAAGUUUUUCUCGAAAUUGCAGUUUGACUGAACACAUGAGAACACACACAGGUGAAAAAACAUUUAAUUGUUCAGUUUGUGGCAAAAGCUUUUCUCAAAAUUGCGGUUUGACUCGACACAUGAGAACACACACAGGUGAAAAACCAUUUAAUUGUUCAGUUUGUGGUAAAAGAUUUUCUCUAAAUUGCAGUUUGACUGAACACAUGAAAACACACACAGGUGAAAAAACAUUUAAUUGUUCAGUUUGUGGCAAAAGCUUUACUCAAAAUAGCAAUUUGACUCAACACAUGAGAACACACACAGGUGGAAAACCAUUUAAUUGUUCAGUUUGUGGCGAAAGUUUUACUCAAAAUUGCCGUUUGACUCGACACAUGAGAACACACACAGGUGAAAAACCAUUCAAAUGCUUAGUUUGUGGCAAAAGCUUUUCUCAAAAUUGCCAUUUGACUCAACACAUGAAAACACACACAGGUGAAAAAACAUUUAAUUGUUCAGUUUGUGGCAAAAUCUUUUAUCGAAAUACCUCUUUGACUCAACACAUGAGAACACACACAGGUGAAAAACCAUUUAAUUGUUCAGUUUGUGGCAAAAGCUUUUCUCAAAAUAGCAUUUUGACUCAACACAUGAGAACACACACAGGUGAAAAACCAUUUAAUUGUUCAGUUUGUGGUAAGAGAUUUUCUCUAAAUUGCAGUUUGACUCAACACAUGAGAACACACACAGGUGAAAAACCAUUUAAUUGUUCAGUUUGUGGCAAAAGCUUUUCUCAAAAUAGUAAUUUGACUCAACACAUGAGAACACACAAAGGUGAAAAAAACAUGUAAUUGUUCAGUUGGUGGCAAAAUCUUUUAUCGAAGUACCUCUUUGACUUAAAACAUGAGAACACACACAGGUGAAAAACCAUUUAAUUGUUCAGUUUGUGGUAAGAGAUUUUCUCUAAAUUGCAGUUUGACUCAACACAUGAGAACACA
Entelurus aequoreus (snake pipefish) is the source of this 2183-nucleotide messenger RNA. Its product is annotated as gastrula zinc finger protein XlCGF57.1-like. Gene Ontology annotation, molecular function: RNA polymerase II cis-regulatory region sequence-specific DNA binding; DNA-binding transcription factor activity, RNA polymerase II-specific. Gene Ontology annotation, biological process: regulation of transcription by RNA polymerase II; central nervous system development. Gene Ontology annotation, cellular component: nucleus. The coding region runs from base 180 to 2036 and encodes 618 amino acids. The transcript is spliced from 3 exons. Lineage: Eukaryota; Metazoa; Chordata; Actinopteri; Syngnathiformes; Syngnathidae. The record is from RefSeq and is a predicted model, not a curated record.